Molecule: messenger RNA, 311 nt
Organism: Staurois parvus
Lineage: Eukaryota; Metazoa; Chordata; Amphibia; Anura; Ranidae
Source: the annotation of a GenBank genome assembly
GCUCUGUCAUUAUACGUGAACUACCACUUGGUGGCUAAGUUCCCAGUUGUUCCCAGUUGCUUCCACUUUGUUAUAAUACCACUAACCGUUGACCGUGAAAUAUUUAGUAGUAAGGAAAGUUCAUGGAUGGACAUAUUGCACAGGUGACAACCUAUCACAGUACCCACGCUUGAAUUCACUGAGCGCCUGAGAGCGAGCCAUUCUUCAUAUAUAUACUGUAUAUAUACCUGGAUGAUUGGCGCUGUCUGCAUGCACAUGUGGCCAUGGAAGUGAUUGGAACACCCGAAUCCAAUGAUUUGGAGGGGUGUCAC